This is a messenger RNA of Pipistrellus kuhlii (Kuhl's pipistrelle), 3449 nucleotides long. RefSeq names its product OTU deubiquitinase 5 (gene OTUD5). Lineage: Eukaryota; Metazoa; Chordata; Mammalia; Chiroptera; Vespertilionidae. Bases 733 to 2499 code for a protein of 588 amino acids. Gene Ontology annotation, molecular function: K63-linked deubiquitinase activity; cysteine-type deubiquitinase activity. The record is from RefSeq and is a predicted model, not a curated record. The transcript is spliced from 10 exons. Gene Ontology annotation, biological process: protein deubiquitination.
CAGUCCCACUGACAGCGGCCAAGUUGGAAGCCCGGAAGGGAGGCGCUUUUUAAAACUCGUGCACGGGGCCAGGUCAAGCCGUCCUGCCCGUCGCCGCACCGCCGCCCGCCAGCCAGAGCCUCAGGGAAAGAAGUCAAGAGCGGGACGGCGCGGCCAGAAGAAAGGCCGAGAACCGGGGCGCCGACUUAGACUGAAAUCCGAGCCGGAGGGCACGGGAGGGCGAUCGCUCACCUCUGAUUGGCCCUGGGGCGUCAGCGAGGACCCACGCAGCCACUUCGAUAGGUCGGUGCCCGCGAUUGUUGUGGCGGCGGCGAGGAUUUUGCCCACGUACUUCCGAGCCGGAGGCGGGGCCGUGCCGCGGCGCGCUUGCGCGGCGCCCCUGGACCCCACCCGGUAGUUCAAGAACCUGCGAGGGGGCGGGGCGAAGAGGUGCUUGUUUUGGUUGAGUUUCCCUUGACCGGGAAGGCCGGAAAGAACGUAACAAUCAACUUGCCGAACUCUGAGAGUGGGCGACGACACUCGCCGCGCUGCCUGCACCUUCGACUCCACAUCCGGGCUCUUCCCGUCGCGUGACCUGCGCGUCGCCUCCGGCUCUCGAACCCGGUGCCUCGAUCCUCUUUAUCCAGGCCCGCCGAUCCCGUGGUGCUCCGCGCACCACUUUAGCCCCUCAUCCGGGUUCUGUCCCGGCGUGCCGCGCGCCGGGUUUGCUGGGGGGUACUCGGCGGGGCCGCCAUGACUAUUCUCCCCAAAAAGAAGCCGCCGCCUCCCGACGCCGACCCCACCAACGAGUCGCCGCCGCCCGGGCCGCUGCCCCCCGCGCCGCGCCGCGGCGGGGGGGUGGGCGUGGGCGGUGGCGGCUCGGGCGUGGGCGGCAGCGACCGCGACCGUGAGUCGGGUGUCGUGGGGGCCCGGCAGCGGGCCUCGCCGCCGCCCCAGGGCCAGCUGCAGGGGCCGCCGGGCGCACUUCACCGCUGGGCGCUGGCCGUGCCGCCGGGCGCCGUGCCGGGUCCCCGGCCCCAGCAGGGCUCUCCGCCGCCGUGCGGGGGCCCGGGCGGUCCCGGCGGCGGUCCCGGCGACGCGCACGGUGCCGCGGCGGCAGGUGUAGGCGCGGCUGGCGUGGUGGUGGGCGUGGGCGGCUCGGUGGGCGUGGGCAACUGCUGCUCCGGGCCCGGCCACAGCAAGCGGCGGCGCCAGGCCCCCGGGGUCGGGCCGGUCGGCGGGGCCAGUCCGGAGCGCGAGGACGUCGGCGCAGGUUACAACAGCGAGGAUGAGUACGAAGCGGCCGCAGCGCGCAUCGAGGCCAUGGACCCUGCCACUGUUGAGCAGCAGGAACACUGGUUUGAAAAGGCCCUGCGAGACAAGAAGGGCUUCAUCAUCAAGCAAAUGAAGGAGGACGGCGCCUGUCUCUUCCGGGCUGUAGCUGAUCAGGUGUACGGAGACCAGGACAUGCAUGAAGUUGUACGAAAGCACUGCAUGGACUAUCUGAUGAAGAAUGCGGACUACUUCUCCAACUAUGUCACGGAGGACUUCACUACCUAUAUCAACCGGAAACGGAAAAACAACUGCCAUGGCAACCACAUUGAGAUGCAGGCCAUGGCGGAGAUGUACAACCGGCCUGUGGAGGUGUAUCAAUAUAGCACAGAACCCAUCAACACAUUCCAUGGGAUCCACCAAAAUGAGGACGAACCCAUCCGUGUCAGCUACCACCGGAAUAUCCACUACAAUUCAGUGGUGAAUCCCAACAAGGCCACCAUUGGCGUGGGGCUGGGCCUGCCGUCAUUCAAGCCGGGGGCUCCUUUGUCUGUAAAGGUUUCUCACCCUUUCAUGUUUUUGAUGGCCUUGACAGUUUUGAGGAGUACUGGUCAGUUUGCAGAGCAGUCCCUGAUGAAGAGUGCCAUAAAGACAUCGGAGGAGUCCUGGAUCGAACAGCAGAUGCUAGAAGACAAGAAGCGAGCCACGGACUGGGAGGCCACGAACGAGGCUAUUGAGGAGCAGGUGGCUCGAGAAUCCUACCUGCAGUGGCUGCGGGAUCAGGAAAAGCAGGCCCGCCAGGUCCGCAGCUCCAGCCAGCAGCCCCGGAAAGCCAGUGCCACAUGCACUUCCGCCACAGCAGCCGCCUCCAGUGGCCUGGAGGAGUGGACUAGCCGGUCCCCGCGGCAGCGGUCACCUGAGCACCCUGAACUGCAUGCCGAGCUGGGCAUGAAGCCCCCUUCCCCAAGCACUGUCUUAGCUCUUGCCAAACCUCCUUCACCCUGUGCACCAGGUACAAGCAGCCAGUUCUCAACAGGGGCCGACCCAGCGACUUCCCCCCUCGUGUCCCUCUACCCUGCUCUGGAGUGCCGGGCCCUCAUUCAGCAGAUGUCCCCCUCUGCCUUCGGUCUGAACGACUGGGAUGACGACGAGAUCCUGGCUUCGGUGCUGGCAGUGUCCCAACAGGAAUACCUAGACAGUAUGAAGAAAAACAAAGUGCACAGAGAUCCGCCACCCGACAAGAGUUGAUGGAGACCCAGAGACUGGAAACCGUCUCCCAACCCCACCACUCCUGCCCUCCGGUGCCGCCUCACCUCUGGCUUUCUUCCUUCUUGCCGUCUUCCUCCCCUCUCUCGCCUCCUCUCCUCCUCCCCACCUCCCUCUGCCGGCCCACCCCUGCACCUCUCUCUUCGCUGCCGCUGCCGCCAUCAUUGUCUCUUCCCCAGCUGACGUGCCCUGCUGCCCCCCGCACAGCACCAUCCCUGCAACCCACAGGGGACUCGGGCAAGGGUGCCGAAGGUAGGCGAGAGGCACAGAGACCACAACUGGCAGCCAGGCAGCCCCGAGGAGAGACAUUCAGACAAAGGAAAGCCUCCCUGACCCCCCAUUCCUCCCGAGUUCAGCAGACCUUGUCCCCCCACCUCUACGACUAUGCCAGGGAAAGUGGGAGGAAGAAACGGGGGUCCCCCUUCCCAGAACCCUAAGAAUGUCUGAGCCUUCAAUGUUGAAUUUUUUUCUUUAUUAAAAUGUACUUUUAUCUUAUAAAAUUAACCAGUCACAAAUGACGUAGAUAACAGCAUUGACUCUAUGAAGGUGGCAUCUCUCCGGUUUGGGGGCAGGCAGGCAGGCAGGGGGGCACAGAGGGCGCACAGGGACGUGCUGCUGUCUCUGGCCGCCCAGCUCCGUGGAGAUGGGCGGGGUCUGAGUACGAGCCAGGGCGGAGUAGGGGGCCCAGGGUAGCAGGUGUCCCACGGGCUUCGGACAAUAAACUCUGACCUCACUGCAUUCCUAUCGCUUCCACCGCCGCCAGUCCCUGCGAUCGUGGGCUGGGGGCACCUCUGAGGAUGAUAGCCGCCACUCAGGAUCUGAGUGUGGGGAGUGGGAGCAGCCUUGGCAGAUGGGGCACGCGUGCCCUGCAGGUGUUGACAAGAUCCGCCAUCUGUAAUGUCCUUGGCACAAUAAAACCAAAUGUCAGUUUC